GGAGCUGUACAGAACCUAAUACUCGUUUCCAGGAUAUUUUAGCGCUCUGACAAUCUGUUUUUUCAUUCUUUGAGUUGGCGUUGCUGGCUUCUUCUGUAACGGACUUAGCUGACCUGUAGUAGAUGUAUGGAAUCUGGAUUAGUUGAUGUAUUGUAGGAGGAUAAGGUAGUUGGUGGUGUGACAUAUGAUUCAAGGAGCCCAACAUUUUUAGUUGAUAAGAUUCCUUGUACGUUCAAUUUCUGGGAAUGAGUCUGGAGAAUGAAGACCGGUUAUUGCUUGAAAGAAAAACUGGAUCUCAAAAGAAGUCUAAGAUAUUAUAUACAAGAGACGAACUUUUGUCUUUUAGCAACUUGGAUAUUUGCAAAAAAUUGCCCAGAGGAAUCGAUGCUUCGAUUUUGAGUGAAUUGGAUGAAGCAUCGGUCAUUGAGAGGCAAAGAGGUUUUGGAGGCUUAACUUUCCAGAGCACAAAGCGGAGUGAUUAUGGAUCAUCACCGCCGAAUAGGUUAGAAGGUGCAAGUAGUUAUUUUCGAGGAAGCUCUGGAAGGUGGGAUGCACGGUCUUCUGGAUCGGACACUAGAGAUGGAGACCUCCCAUCUAAUCGUGAAUCAUCCAUGCAAGAUUCUGGUAGGCGUUACGGACAGCAACAGCAAUCUCGACAUUUAUCUCAAAAUCUUGAGCAUGAUGGACUUCUGGGAAGUGGUGCAUUUCCAAGACCUUCAGGUUAUGCUGGAUCCUCGGGACAAAAAGCUAGAGCAACCAGCCAGUUUCAGCUCAAUAGGACUUCUGAACCUUAUCAGCCCCCACGACCUUAUAAGGCUUUAUCCUUUCAACGGAAGGAUGAUAAAGAUUCAUGUAAUGAUGAAACAUUUGGUUCGACUAAUUAUUCAAGCGAGGACAGAGCGGAAGAAGAACGGAGAAGAAGAGCAUCCUUCGAGUUGAUGAGAAAGGAACAACAGAAAGCACUGCAAGAGAAGCCAAAACAGAUUCCUGAUAAUCACAAAGAAAAUCUUGAUGCUGAUAUUAUUGCAUUACUUCAGAACUCGGUUGAUAGGAACAGUAAAAUGAGUAAAACUGACAUGCCGGAUGAUUCUUCACUGCCACAAAACGAUUCUUCUAGGGUUUCUUCUACUAUGAAUGCUCCCCUAUCUCGGCCACUUGUACCACCUGGUUUUUCCAGCACAGCAUUAGACAAAAACCUUCCUGUUCAGUCUUCAAGCACUCAGUUUGCGUCAGAGGGUAGCUUUUCUGGUAGUCUGGAUGACCUUCCUCCAGAUGGCACCGAUAAUGAUCCCGAGAAAAGGCACCAAUCAGCUGUAUGCCUGGACAACAGCAUGCUAAAAACUGGCUCCAUGUCUGAUCUUGUUGUGAAUGUCGAUGAAAAGCUUGCAAUUCCAUCAUCGGCUCUCAAAGUUAAGCUCCCAAUGGAUGCUGAAAACAUAUCCUGUUCAACCUCCGGUUCUCCAAAAGUGAAUAAGAUUUGGGAAGAAGUAAUAGAGAAUGAUGUUUCCAACACUAAAGAAGAGAAGUUUGAGGUUACAAGCCCACUUAUGCAGGAUAGUUCAGUGUCAAUUCUGGAAAAGUUGCUUGGUGGUUCUGUGGUAAAAACUUCUGGUAGUUCACCAACUUCCUCUGCGAAUCAGGGUUUUAAAACGGAUGAAGAACCAUGGGUUCCUGCAAUUUCCGAAUCUUCCAAAUUUGCUAGUUGGUUUCUUGAAGAAGAAAACAAGCAUGUAGAAGACUUUUCAUCAAAGGACUUGCUCUCUUUAAUUGUGAACAACGAGAAAGUUAACUCAUCAUCUUCCAUAAUUUCUUGUGACAAGGCAAUUGAGCAUAUGGCACCAAGCUUACCUAUAAAAAUUAGUGAUACCACAGAGAAACUUGAUGCAUCCUCCGCAACUUCUUUGAUGGUUGGGAUCCCUGAGCAGUAUCAUCAAGGUGUUAAGCCAGAUUUAAGUCCUGCUGUGCUGACAUGUGAGGACCUUGAGCAGUCCUUCAUGGCCAACAUUACAGGUCGUUCAAGUCCACAGCAUGCUGUUCAAGGACCUCGGAAGACUACAGAUGGAAAAAUGGAACAGAAACUGGAUAUUGAUGAUCAUGCAUCACAACAUCUUCUUUCUCUAUUACAGAAGGGGACAAAGAAAGAGAAGGCAGCAUCAGUAACACCUGAUGGUCUAGAUGCUGAAUUCUUUGACAAAUUUUCCAUAACUGAUGCUAAUUCUGGUUUCAAACUUCGGAUUGCUGAGAAGGCUACUUCUUGCAACUCUGAACCAGCACCCAGCUCAGAGAAGACCCUGACACUCGAAGCAUUAUUUGGGGCAGCAUUUAUGAAUGAGCUCCAAUCGGCUCAAGCUCCUGUCUCCGUGCAGAGAGUUACAGAUGGUGGGAUUAACACUACAGAAGUUCCAACAUCACUUAGAUUGCCAUUUCAAAAUUCUGAUGCUGGUUUCUUUCCUUCUAGUUCUGGUGACUAUAAACAGAACAAACCUGCUCAUGAGAUGGACAUGGUAUCUACAAACCAAAUUCAAGAUGCAAAUGUUCAUCACACUAUGGGUCCUUCCAAAGAGCAUGAAAACUCUCUUAUUGAGGACUCAAAACAUGUUGCUUCUGGUUUUGAAGAAAGGGCUUUGCAAAUUCACUUGCCUGAUGAGGAUAAUCUGAUUACUACUAGUGAUUCUUUGGACUCUGUAGCUUCUGGCCCUUCACCCUUUCCAAAUGCUACUAGAAGUGAGGAGCUAUUAUCUGAAAACAGUGUGGAACAUCUCAAUUACAAAUUGCUUAAUGCUAUUACAAGAGAUGCAGAACGAAUUCCAUCGUCUAGUCUGGAUGGCUUACCUCCUUUUCGCACCCCACAUGACCUGGUUGGUUCUGAUAGUUUUUAUCAUCAUUUACAGGGAAGAACAUCUCCUCAGUUACCUCAUAUCAUCAAUCAUGCUAGGCCUCUGCACCCGGGGCUGGAUCAUCUCACAAAUAGGAAUCAGCAGAUGAAGUUUAUUGGUCCUGAAGGCAUCCAUCAUGAUCCUCGUCGAAAUUUACUUGAAAACGUUGUUCCACUUAAUACUCCCAAUUAUGCUAGUGGCCCACACGUUGAACCUCCUGACUAUCAUUUGAUGUUACAGCAAAUGCCAAUUCCAGGAAGCUACCCACAACAGUUACCUCUUCCAGGUUUUCCAAGAGGUGUACCAUUACCUCAUCACCUAAAUCACAUGCAAGGGUACAUACCUGAGAUGAACAAUGUACACAAUAUUUCGUUACAUCAGCAGCACCCAACUUAUGGCAGCCUUGGAAUGGGAAUGCCAGGAUCUCUCAUUGGAGGUGGUGGAGGCAAUCAUCCGGAAGCAUUACAAAGGCUGAUUGAUAUGGAGCUGAGAGCUAAUGCAAAGCAGGUGCACCCUGCAUCAGCUGGUCACAUUCCUGGUAUAUAUGGUCCAGAAUUCGACAGGAGCUUCCGGUACAGAUGACUCUAAAAGACCUCUGAUUUCAUCUGUUCAGAAGGGUAUCAUUUCAAAUAUCUACCCUCACAGGAGAUGGAAGAAAAAGAAAAAGAAAAAGAAGACGGAAACAGUCCCAAGGGAAUGAUAGAAGAUUGAUGGUGAUCCAAAUGAGAGGGACUCGCACGUAUAUAGACAAGCCUGAGUUCUUUUCUGUUGUCAAUAUUCCAUCCAAAUGGAACAAACAUUAAGCUUCUUCUCUUAGCACUUGUCUAAUUAUGUCAUUUGGAGAAAGUUAUGGAAACACCUCAGUACAAGAACAUGGUAGGGUUUGCAUGAUAUGAUGCUGCUGUCCUAAACCUCUUCUGGAGAUAUUACUUGCUGAUCUCUAUGUAUUCUACGCGUACCUGUUUUAUCUUACUAUAUUUUGUUGUCUGUAUCAUGCUUGGACGCCUUCUCUCUACAUCCUGGUGUCUGGCUUGGAAUGCUGAUAGUAAUUCCCAACAGUUUGAUGGGUAAUAUGUUUAAGCUGAUAGUACCUGUCAUUUUCA
Molecule: messenger RNA, 3979 nt
Organism: Musa acuminata subsp. malaccensis (wild Malaysian banana)
Lineage: Eukaryota; Viridiplantae; Streptophyta; Magnoliopsida; Zingiberales; Musaceae
Source: RefSeq, a predicted model, not a curated record